CCAUUACCUGCGAGAAUUAAUCUCUAAUCAUGGUGAUUAAUCACCAUUUAUUCCAGCCAAUAAGUACCCAAAUAAUGAGGAUUUAAUCACCAUUACCCUCAAAUCCUCGGCAAAUCAACUUUUGUCUCACCACUCACAGUCUGCAAACUCUAGUAAAGUAACAAAUUGAGAAAAGAGAGCCGAGAGAAAAAGUAGAGGAACUGCUGUCUUUUGUCUCAAUCGCAUACAAGCCCAAGGUAAUUUAUUUUCACAAAUUCUUAGCACAAACUCCUCAGUUUCAUUCCAGUUUCGAACACCCGCUAUGGUUAAUCGGAAAAUACGAAAGAACAUAAGAGAACUUAUCUUGCGGGGUGAAUCGGGGGCUGUCGAACAGUGAAUCAGGGUUGUCCGGAUGAUAACUGAACAGCAGUGAAGGCGGACAACAGCAGCGGCGGUGGCUGGCGAGGGACAGCAGCGGCGGCUGUGUCACCUCCGCUCCUACAGCGAUGACGGACGACGGCGAGCCAAUAGAAUUUCCGGCGACCGAUUAUAAGCGACGGGUGUAGGGCUCUUCAAUUUGGGGAUUUACUCCAAGUUGGGGAUGCAAUUCGGUCGGGAUGUUGAUACCGCCGAUGGUGGUGACAGAACGGGGAGGGUUCUCUGGCGUGAGCUUGAGGGAGGCGACGAAUUUGGGAGAGAACUCAAAAUCUCCGGUGUACUUUUGACAGUGGGAGCCCAGCACGGUGGUGUUGGCGGCGAGGGAGGGUGUUAACCCAUGUAGGAUAAAAGGGGCUCAGUUAGUAAUCAAGGAAUGGAGGGCCCGUAGGCCAAUAUUUGUUAGCACUAAUAGCCGUUUGAUAGGCAAUACUUAUUCUUUUGUCAUUGUUUGAUACAUAUUGAAUAUAGAUUAUCGGUAUCCAAAAACAAAACUCAUAUCCCUUUUUUUUCCCUCCCUCUUUUUUUCCCUCUCCUUUUUCAUAGGGUAGCUGAAGUUGUCUAAAGGGUCUAUUUAUAAACAGAAUUAGGAAAGUUCUUGGGUAUUGGUGUUUGGAACUUGGAAGAUAAACGUACAAUGACUGAUUACCGUUGUGGCAAAGUAGUCAUGGAAUCUGUUCUCGCUGAUCAUGGAACUAGCAAUAUCCCUCGUCCCAAACAACCCAAAGGCGACAGGAGUAGGCGCAUGUGGAGCGACCGAGAGGAAGAGGUCCUACUUGUGGCCUUAAAGGAGCUUGUUGCACAUGGGUGGAAGUCCGACAACGGAUUUCGGGGUGGGUACCUUAAGAGGCUGGAAGACGCAAUGCGCAGGGAGUUCCCUACAACAGAUAUUAAGGGCACCUCCAACAUUUCAUCUAAGCUCUCUGCAUGGAAAAAAAACUACUCCACUCUGCAGACUAUACUUUCACUGAGUGGUGUCGGCUUCAAUCUCAAUGGAGACCAUAAAAUUGACUGUGAUGAUGAGCAAUGGGCUCACAUUGUGAAGGUUGAUGCUAAUGCAAAGCUUAUGCGAAACAAAUCGUGGCCAUAUUUGGAUACAUGGAAGGAAAUUUUUGGCAAGGACAGAGCCAAUGGGGCAGCUGCCGAGGACAUACUCGAUGCAAUAAAUGACAUGUGUUCACAAGAGAACCUCAUGGGGAUUGGUUCGAGCAACAACUAUAGCUCUGCCGAAUUCUUCCCGACCAGCCAAGUCCCUGAUGCUUCAUCACCCCAUGGGGAAUCUGACAGUGUUUUCAGUACUCCGCGUGCGACUCCCACUAACAAGGUUCAAAGCAAAAAACGAAAGGUAAUGUCUGAGCUGAAUGGCAUGGUGGAGAUGCUUGCAAAAAUGCACACUGCUACUAAUGAGCGUCUUGAGCUCUUAGCAUCUCGUAUUGGAUACGAAUUCGAUCUCACUAAGGCACGAAAGGAAGUGUUUGAUCUUGUUGGUGUUAUACCAGGGUUGACAAUUAGGCAACAAUUCAUGGCAUGUGGGUUCAUACUACACAAAGUGGAGCGUCUGGACUUCUUUAUGUCUCUGCCUGCUGCUGCAAAACAGGAGUAUGUGAUGAUGGCUUUGGAGGAUAACCCACCGAACUGAAUGUUGGAAUGUUGAACUACUUAGUAACUUUAUCUAUUUUGACGAAAGGGCUGCCUGUAUGACUUUAGAUCCCUCUUCAUGGAAGUUUAGCUCUUUUAAGCAUGUUGAGAAAGGUAUGGUGGUUUUUGUAAAAUGCUAUGUAAAUAUUAUGGUAUAUAUUGCAUCUAUGCUUUUGUGUA
Salvia splendens (bonfire salvia) is the source of this 2232-nucleotide messenger RNA. RefSeq lists its product as uncharacterized. The transcript has 4 exons. The record is from RefSeq and is a predicted model, not a curated record. Bases 1052 to 2053 code for a protein of 333 amino acids. Lineage: Eukaryota; Viridiplantae; Streptophyta; Magnoliopsida; Lamiales; Lamiaceae.